Messenger RNA from Arachis duranensis, 684 nucleotides. RefSeq lists its product as uncharacterized. The record is from RefSeq and is a predicted model, not a curated record. The transcript has a single exon. NCBI's taxonomy places the organism in Eukaryota, Viridiplantae, Streptophyta, Magnoliopsida, Fabales, Fabaceae. Gene Ontology annotation, molecular function: nucleic acid binding. Bases 1 to 684 code for a protein of 227 amino acids.
AUGCCUUUAGUAGAGUUUGCCUACAAUAACAAUUAUCAUGCAAGCAUUGGAAUGGCUCCGUAUGAAGCUUUAUACGGAAGGAAAUGUCAAUCUCCAUUAUAUUGGUAUGAAGCUGGAGAAAAGAUCAUGUUAGGGCCUGAAAUGAUAAGUGAAAUCAUUGAGCAAAUAAAGAAAAUCCGUAGUCAAAUGCUUUUGGCUCAAAGCCACCAGAAGAGCUAUGUUGACCAAAGGCAGAAGUCUUUAGAGUUUGAGGAAGGAGAACAUGUCUUCCUGAAGAUUACUCCGACCACCAAAAUAGGGAGGUCCGUCAAAACUAAGAAGUUAAAUCCCCGUUACAUUGGGCCGUUUGAAAUCCUGAAGAGAAUUGGACUAGUUGCGUAUAGAAUCGCUUUAACACCACAUCUUUCGAACCUGCAUGACAUGUUUCACAUAUCGCAGCUUCGUAAAUACACUUUUGAUCCUAGUCAUGUCCUAGAACCGAAAUCAGUUCAAGUGAGAGAAGAUCUGACGCUUCCAGUAACUCCGGUUAGGAUUGAUGGCACUAGCAAUAAGUGUUUACGCGGAAAAAAAGUUUCUUUGGUGAAAGUAGCUUGGAGUCGGGUUGGAAUUGAAGAGCAUACCUGGGCGUCUAAGUUAGAGAUGCGGAAGGACUACCCACACUUCUUUCCAGGUAACUCACUCUGA